Messenger RNA from Serinus canaria (Common canary), 1984 nucleotides. RefSeq names its product SH3 domain-containing kinase-binding protein 1-like. The record is from RefSeq and is a predicted model, not a curated record. Bases 1091 to 1963 code for a protein of 290 amino acids. Lineage: Eukaryota; Metazoa; Chordata; Aves; Passeriformes; Fringillidae. The transcript is spliced from 6 exons.
ACAGUGGUUGACACAGCCAGGCCCUGCCUGCUGCCAGCAGGGAUUGUGUCACCCGUGCACAGGGGCAGCUCCAUCUUCCACACCCGAGCUCCUCCCAGGAGCUCUCAGGGGCUGGUCCCGGUGUUGGGCGGUGCAGUCCCAUGUGCUGCUAUCCCAAGGGAGGCUGCUGGGGGGGCUGCUGGCUGUGCAGCCUCUGCAGGAGCUCAGCUUUCCUGGCUGCUGUGGGUAAUGGUGUUGGCCAAGAGCUGUUGGAACAGUGCUGGGUUAAUGGCUGGUGCUUCCCUUCCUCAGCCUUGAGCCAGCCUGAGGAAAUGGGUGCCCAGUGUUCCUUGGCCUGAGUGGCCACACCUGGGGAGUGCAAGAGAACCUGUGUUCUGCCAUCCUUCUCUGCCCGAUGGUUGAUUCCCUGCCCCCUGCUCGGUAUUGCUGGGUCGGAUGCGUUUGGCCAAAAGGAAUAUCCAGGCUGUCUCCUGGAGCAGGCAGUGGCCAGGACCAGGCAGGAUCCCUGGUGUCACACUGACCUUUCAGGCCCUGUGGAGGGACAGCAGCAGCAUGACCACCCCCUGCACUCACGGGCUGUGGGUUUUGGCCCCUCUGUGGUUUGGGUUUCACUUCCCAACUCCAGCCGAGGGUGUCAGAACCGCUGUGAGACCCGGCUGAGUGUGAGCCGUCACCCCAGGCCGGCUGCGGUCCUGACCUGGCGCCUCCCGGCUCUGCGCUGGCCCCGGCUCCCCCCGCAGCCACGGCUCCGUCACGCAGGGAAGGAAUCCCAAUGCCAGCACCGAGCCCCGGCGGUGGCACAGAUGGCCCAGCCCUGCCCGGGGCCGGAGAAGGUGCGUGGGGGCUCCAGGCUGGGGGUGGCCGGGGGAGACACAGCUCGGGGGUGGCUCUGCUGUGCCAGCGCUCCCCGCCCGCGGUCCCAGCGCCCUCCAGUCCCACCCUCAUCCAAAGCCUCUCCCACAGCCCAAACCCAGCACAGAGAGUCCCGUGAGCCUGACCCUGGUGUCCCUCCGGCCCUGGUGGCCCGCCGGAAUGGCCGAGCAGCACGAGGUGGGUUCGGGGAGCAGGAGUUCCCCCGCGGGACACAGGGAUGCGGCGUGGACCAGCACUGAGGUGCGCUCUGCUUCAACUUCCUUCCCAGCGUGGAGCCGAUUUCCUCCGGCAUCACGUGCACGGUGUGGGGCCGGGGCAGCCUGGCACGGCACGGCACGGCUCGGCCUCGGGGCAGCCCCGCAGCGCCAGCAGCUGCAACCACAGCAAAGGACAAGGAGGGCAAGGACAGGGAGCUCCCCCGAAGCUCCCAGCACCAGCAAGGAUGGAGCCAGCCAAGCUCCCACUCACCAAGAGGAUGGCUCCUGCUCCCCCCAUUCCUGCAAAGACCAAACCAGUCCCCGUGCUGGCCACCAAGCCCAGUGACCCCCAGCCCAGCACCUCAGCUGACAUGGAGUGGGGCAGAGCCAGAGACCCAGAUGCCAACAGCUUUAACAUGGUGUCAGUGACCACAGCCAGGCUGAGCCACCCCACAGCCACACGGCCACGAGUCCCUGGCCAGCGGCCACCCAGCCUGGCCCUGGGGAGCACAGGGGGUCCCCAUGGGGGGGAGCAGCCCCAGGGGCUGCCCCGUUCUGCCCUCUGUGCCCCUGUCCCCAGCACAGGGCAGGCACCUGUCCCACCGUGGAGCACAGAGGGGCUGGAGGUGCUGGAGGGGAGGCCACUGGCCCUGGAGGACCUGAAGGCUGAGGUGCGGACCCUGCACAUCCUUGUGGACCUGAUGCGAGUCCAGCACCUGCGGGACCUGCAGGAGCUGCGGCAGGAGCUGUGCCAGGAGCAGGCUCAGCGCCAGGUGCUGCAGGUGAGUCCCUGCCAGGGGUUGCCUUGUCUGGGGUCCCCUGUGCCCCCCAACAAUCACAGCCUCUCCCCACAGGCAGAGGUCGAGCGGGUGAGGAAGGGGCUGCCCUGUUAGCAUGGGGGGCACAUGGCUGGC